Messenger RNA from Fundulus heteroclitus (mummichog), 3219 nucleotides. RefSeq names its product zinc finger protein 239-like. Bases 63 to 1502 code for a protein of 479 amino acids. The transcript is spliced from 2 exons. The record is from RefSeq and is a predicted model, not a curated record. Lineage: Eukaryota; Metazoa; Chordata; Actinopteri; Cyprinodontiformes; Fundulidae.
CUCAGCUGGAAGACGGUUAUGUUGUGGAGUGUCAGCUGAAUCUUUGCGUAGUUUCAGCAACAAUGUCUUCAGUUCAGCAUCUGAGAGAGUUUAUCAGAGAGCGACUAACUGCUGCUGCUGAAGAAAUCUUCUCAGAGGUUGAGAAAACCAUCGUCCGCUACGAGGAAGACGCCAGACUGCUGGAAAGCUGCUGGAGACCAAAGAUAAAGACCACCAGAAUCGAACACCUGAGUCAGCAUUUCUGUAACGAGGACGGGGUUCUUACCGACCAGCUGCCCUGUUUUCAGCAGUCCAGCUCCAGUCUGGACCAGAGGGAACCAGAAGCUUCACAUAUUCAGAAGGACCUGCAGGAACAGGGACAUCUGCAUGAUCAAGACAACCAGGAGAGGCGUGAAUAUUCCUGGUUAAAUCUGGACCAGGAGGUAACAGAGCCUUCACAAACUAAACAAUGCCAGGUGGAGCUGAGAUAUCCAGAGAUUAAAGAAGAACUAGACGAUACAGAAGCUCCGCUGAUUGAAAAGGAUCAUGAAAGGCCGGACGUCGUAGAGAUUAAAGAGGAACAAGGCGAAGAAGAACCUCCUCAGAUUAAAGAGGAGCAGGAGGAGGCCUGUAGUAGUCAGGAGGUGGAGCAGUUCAUCCUGAAGCAGGAGCACUUUCAGUUUCCUGAGACCCUGACCCAGGAAACUGACUUCACCGUAGGAGAACCAAACAUCGAGCAUCUUUACUCUCUGAACUUUCCUGUUGCUCAGAUCCAAGGUCACGAAGCGAGCAGCUUUCCUGCGUCAGAGAACCCGUGUGAUUCUGCCGCCGAUAAAUCCGUAAAAUGUGAAGUUUGUGGGAAAGUCUUUAAAAAGAAGCACCAUUUUAAUCGGCACCAGAGAAUCCACUCCGGGGUGAGGCCGUACGCUUGUACCAUAUGUGGCAGAGGCUUCACUCAGAGCGGCCACCUCAAAAACCACAUCAGAACGCACACUGGGGAGAGGCCCUUCUCCUGCGAGACCUGUGGGAAAAGCUUCUCGCAGGUCGUCAGUCUAAACGUCCACAUGCGAAUCCACACUGGCGAGAGGCCGUAUUCCUGCGAAAUCUGCGGGAAGAGCUUUACGGUGAUCACCAACCUGAACUUUCACAGAGGGACCCACGCGGACGAGAGGCCGUUUCCCUGUGAGACCUGUGGGAAAGGAUUCAGCAACUACACGUCGCUGAAGGCUCACAGCAGAAUCCACACGCGGGAGAAGCUGCAUUUCUGUGAGACCUGUGGGAAGAGCUUCACCAAAAACUCCGCUCUGAGCGUCCACAUGAGAACGCACACUGGCGAGAGACCGUAUCUAUGUGAGAGAUGUGGGAAAUGUUUCAUCAGUAAAGGUGAUCUGAAAGCUCACGUGAGGACUCACACAGGCGAGAGGCCGUUCACGUGUGGGACAUGCGGCAAAAGCUUCAUUCAGAGGGGGACAUUGAACGUUCACAUGAGAAGUCACGCCGGGGAGAGCGCCAACGCUGACUGAAGAGGAGUGGCGCUUCUCCUUCAGAUAUACUCACAUUUAUUGUUCUCAACCCAAGAAUUUACAAAACUGUCACACUUCCAGGUCCUCCAAACUAGGCGGAGUUGCAGAUAUGAAGGAUUGUGACUCGGUAAACAAGCACCUGAACUUGUUUUGAGGAAGCUGGAGCUGAGAAGCAGGAAAGUGAGGCACCCUGACAGCACAUCUGAAGACAAAACCAAGCAACCUCUGCACCAAAGACAAAGUGACUCUGGACAAGAGCCACGCCUCAUACAGGAUGUGUACGGCUGUAGGGAAAUCUGAGAAACCACAGACACCAGGAACCAGGCGUCAUGUUUGAGGAGAAAUCUGAGAAUUUCUUUAGUAAGAUAAAUCUUAUUCACAAAGCAUCCCAGGCCUUAAGAGAGCUUUUAAAGUGAAAAAAUGUUGGGAGUAGUGUGGAGGACUUUUCGCGAGCCUGAGAGCGGCUGAAGAAGGAAGAUGGUGGAAACAGAAAGAGCUGAUUGGCUGAUCCACCUAAACAGUGUACGAAAUGAGCACAAACUUCCUUAACAAUCAUACAAUUAAUAUAAUGUAGACAAGAUAAACCUUAUCCCCAUCCAUCCAUCUUCUUUCUCCUAUCCGGGCUCGGGUUGCGGGGGUAGCAGCCUUAGCAGAAGUCCCUCUCUCCAGCCACUUGUGCCGGCUCCUCCGGGGGAAUCUAAGGCGAUCCCAGGCCAGCCGAGAAACAUAGUCCCAUAGACAAUCCCAUCCUCCAGGGUUCUGCUCCAGACGAGAGCAUUUAGUCAGCCGGGUCCAAAUAACAGUCAGCUCUAUAAGCUAAGGAGGCUCCAGUGUUCAGAAGGGGGGGAUUGCUGCAAAGUCAGCGAUUGCAAUCUUGGUGCUAUUGUGCGCAGAAAAGUGCAAUCUUCUUAGUUAGGAAACAUGUUAGAAAAACAAACUGUUGAUCCACAGCUAUGAUCAAGUGGGAUUUAUGAAGCUGAAUUUAAAUCAGUCGGUUAGAUUGGGUUGAAUUUAAAAAUGUUUCUGAACAGAAACCGGAUCUGCUCGUCUUUAAAGUGCCUUAAGACAAGAUCAGCGCUGUAUAAAUGGACAGACCUGAAUGGGUCUGGUUCCCAGAUGACGUCCUGGAUUCAUGUGGUUUGUGGAGAAGUUUUUUAGUUAGUUUUGACGUGCAGGAGUGCAGCGAUCCAUAAGCUGCUUCUCUUCCAUAAACUUCUUUUCUUUGACAUAAUCUGAGUUACUUUGUUAAACUAAAAGGCCUUGGCUGGGAGUUUUUUUUUUGUGUCAGUAAUCACAUUUAUAAUCACAUCAUAACUUUGAGUCGUGAUCUAAUCAUGACGAAGCUUUGCUUUGUGUUUUUUUUUUUUUUUUUCAUGUUGCUUCCCAGCAGCUCCGUAAUGCUCAGUGUUUCUGACUACAUUAGCAGCUCAUGUCUUUGCUUUCACUGUAAAUAGUCUGAUGAUGUCACGCUAAUCCUGCGGGGGGGAAGUAGAGGAUCCACGUCGAGAUGUGAGACGCAGACAGUUUCCAACCAAAGAAGACUGAAUGAUGUUUAACAGGAAGGUGCUUCAGCUGAGUGUUGGCUUGAUGGCGGCAAUAAGCCCAUAUGUGUUGAUUUUUCUUUCCAUUCCAACUGAUUUGCAUGUUUCUCAGUUGCAUUAUAAAAUAAAUAUUUGUCAUAUACAGCAUAUUAAAGAUUUUAAAGGAUUUAUUAAAA